CUUCGUGUUGCUCAACAUGGCUGCGCCCUGCUCGGAUCAACAGGUCUGAAGGUGUUCAGGAUGUCCAGUCAGCAGGUGAGUAUCGCUGAGCUCCUGCUCUUAUUGGACAGUUCAGAGCUGCAGGAGGCGGAGCAAGUCAGAGCAGCAGUCAACCAGCAGCUGAGUACAGACAGAGGAGGUGCUGUCCUCUCCUCUCUGGUGGAAUAUUACCUGGACUCGUCCUCCUCUCAGGUGGUGCUCCUCCUCUCCUCCAUCAGAGAGCCUCAUCACAAGCCUCUGCUGGAGAAGCUGAAUGAGACUCUGAACAGACCUGGAUCCAGACUGGCUGCUCUGACCCUGCUGGGUCACCUGAUCAGGAAACAGCCGCCAUGGGUUCAUCACAUCAGCCGCUCGCCGCUGCUGCCGUCGCUGCUGCGCUGCCUCAAGACAGAGACGGACGUGGUGGUCCUGAUCACUGGAGUCCUGGUCCUCAUCACCCUGUUACCCAUGAUCCCUCAGGCCGGGAAACAACACAUCUACGACUUCUUCGAUGUGUUUGGACGCCUCGCAUCCUGGAGCUACAAGAACCCUGGUCAUGUACCUGUGGUCCACCUGGUCCACCUCCAUGCAGGCGUGUACUCUCUGUUCCACCGUCUGUAUGGGAUGUUCCCCUGUAACUUCAUCUCCUACCUGAGGCUGCACUACAGCAUGAAGGAGAACCUGGACACCUUCCAGGAGGUCGUCAAGCCGAUGUUGGAGCAUGUCAGGGUUCACCCAGAGUUGGUCACAGGGACUCAGGACUAUGAGCUGGACCCGUCCAGGUGGAGGUGUUAUGAAGUCCAUGACAUUGUGAUCGAGUGCUCCCGAGUGUCUCUGGAUCCUCUCGAGUCGUCCUGUGAGGAGGACGUGUACUCCUCCCUCAGAGACCCUCCCCCCUCCCCAUCGCCCUCCCCCCUCCCUCACCUGAACGUCACCUCCAGUCCUCACCACGCUGACAUCAUCAGCUCAGGAAGUUCAGUCUGUCCUUCGCUGCUGUCUGGACGUCCAACUCAGCUGACUCUCAACAACACCUACACACAGGCUGAUGAUGUCACAUGGAGUCCCUCCUCACAGUGUGGUUUGUCGACGCCCCCUCCUGAACCUGCUGCUACAGGCUCCGCCCACCCACUGAGCAGGACCACCUCCAUCUCAAGUGAGAGAGGUGUGAAAUGUCCCCCAUCAACCACCGUCCCAGUGACGCCGCUGGUUGAAGACCAAGAUGGCGGUCUGACUCCUGACAACAACAACCAGGUGAAGCUGCUGACGGAGCUGAUGGGGUCGUCCACUCAGCCAGUCACAGAGAAGAGUGAUGUCAUCAAUAACAUCACUGAAGACGUCAGACCCCAGCAGCCUCCCCCUUCCUCCUCCUCCUCCUCCUCCUCCUCCUCCCAUCCUGUCCUCCUCACCUCCACCCCCGGCCGUGACAACCCCUCCUCAGGUUCAGCCCUCCCCCCUCCUCCUUCCUGCUCCAUCUCCCUCUCCUUCACCCCCCCUCACCCCUCCACCACCGCCCACACAUCAGAAGAGGGAGGCCCCGCCCCUUCCGCUCUGAGCCCCGCCCCUCCGUAUGAGCCCCUGUUUGAGCUCGCUCUGCCCCGCGCCGCCACGCUGUUCAUCGGGAGGAAGACUCAGGAGGCGCUGGAGAGAGCAGCAGAGGAGCAGGAGAUGGGAGGAGGAGGAGGAGGAGAGCAGGGGGAGGACAGGGAGGAGGAGCAGACCUGCGUCUCUCCUCUGGAGGUUUUGGAUCAGCUGAUCGUCCACGGACACGACGCACACCAACACCUCAGCAGGAGGUUGUCGGCGGUGAAUAAGUCGAUGGAUCGGAGUCAUUUUGGAGGUAAACAGCAGAGCAUGAAAACCAAAGGCCCCGCCCAGGGGGAGGAGCUUCAGUCUCUGAGGAGCCAGCUCUUAUUGGUCCACAGUCAGCUGCAGUACGAACGCUUCAAACGCCAACAGCACGCCGUCAGAAACCGCCGCCUGCUGCGGAGGGUCAUCAACGCAACCUCGCUGGAGGAGCACAGCGUCGCCAUGAAGGGUCAGCUGAGCGCUCAGGACGAAGAGAUUCGCUGUCUGAAGUUGAGUCUGCAGGAAGAACAGAGACGAUACACACAACUGCAGCAGGACACACAGACACACACUGAGCAGCUGAAUACACACAUCAGACAGCUGCUGCUGCAACAACAGGACGAACUGAGGGACAGGCAGAGACUGCAGAGUGAGCUUCAGGAGUGUCACAGCAGGCUGAGGGAUCUGGAGGCGGAGCUUCAGAGAGCCAAUAACAAGGCUUACAAUGCAGAACACCAGCUGACGGAGCUGUCCAUCAAGCUGUGCAGCAGUGAGCAGCUGCAACAGCAGAUCUUCUUGUUGAACCAGCAGCUCGUCCUGAUGAGACAAACUAACAGAGCUCUGAAUGACCAGCUGGAGGGAGGAGAGACACACACACACACUGAGGCGUCCAUGCUGCAGUGCAGUGUGGGUAAGGAGUACCUGCGUCUGAAGGACAGUGACGUCCAGCACAGACAGAAGCUGGAAGCAGCCAAUCACAGGAUAGCAGAGCUGGAGGGUCAGCUGACCAAGAAGGACCAGCUGAUCCUGGACCUGAAGAAACUCCUGGAGGACACCAAGGUCCAGAGCAGAGGCGAGCUGUCGGCCUGUGAGAGUCGCUACGUCGCUCUGAGGAGAGUCACCCAGACGCUUCAGACCGAGACGCUGCACCUGUACAGCCAGCUCCACCUGGACGCUCACACGCACAGCCGGCCUCAGGAUGUCAGGCCAAACGGGGGCAGCGUUGCCUUACCAGCUCCUGAGGGCAGCCACAAGCCCCGCCCCUCCUCCUCUUCUUCUGUUGGUAUAUUAAAUGGAGCCGUGGAGACCCUCUCCACCUCCCCCCUGCACCUCCCUUCCUGCUCCUCCUCCCCCCUGUCCCUCUCCCCUAUCGACUCCCCCCUCGCCGUCGGCUCCUUCCUGGAGCAGCAUGCACGGCAGCUGUUCAGACCAGCCAAUCAGAGCCAGGAGGAGGAGGAGCAACAGGAGGGGGAGGAAGAGGAAAAGGAAGAGGAGGUGGAGGAGGAGGACGAGGAGGAGGUCCAGCCAGACAGCCCUCCUCUGGGUCAGGAGGCGGAGGAGGCCAACUUCCUUGCAGGAAGUCCUCAGACGGUGCCUCCAAACCGCGCUGCAGCUCCCAGCCUGCCUCCCUCUGGACCUCCUGCGCCUCCUGCUGACCUGAUGCUCGCCGUCCGACAGAGGAGACACGAACUCAGCAUCAUGGACUACGACGAGACGCUGCCAGAGUACUGAUGGAAAGUUGACAAGAGGCUGAUGGAGGGUUAACAGGAGACUGAUGGAGGGUUGACAAGGGACGGAUGGAGGGUUGACAGGAGGCUGAUGGAGGGUUGACAGGAGGCUGAUGGAGGGUUGACAGGAGGCUGAUGGAGGGUUGACAGGAGACUGAUGGAGGGUUGACAAGGGACGGAUGGACAGCUGACGGGGGGUUGAUGGAGGGCUGCGACUGAAGGUCCUGAAUUUAUCUGAUGAGUGUGAUAUUUUAUGUUUGGAGGGAUUUUUAGUUGCUGUCUGAAAACAAAUUAAAGCCAAAAAUAACGACAGAAAACAUGUUUUUUAGUGUUGAUGAAUUAGGAAAUAAGCUAACAGCAACUAUGCUAAUCAUGCUACGUUAGCUGUAACAUGAAACUGUCUCUCCUCUGCAGCUCGCGGUGCCACAGCAGCAUCAAAACACUACAUGAGACCUGCUGCUGUUUUUAUUGCCAAUAUUUAAUCUGUCCACCGGGGGCAGCAGAACACGCUGAUCAACAACACAACAUCUGACAUGUUAUCAUCUCCUAAAGUAGCUGUGGCUAACGUGUUAGCAGCAACAUGAUCAUCCCAUUAACAGUUGUGAUAAUCAGUUGUGGAGUUCCUCAGGGUUCAAUCCUUGGUCCUUUGAUUUCUUCAUUUUACAUGAUCACAUGACAUCAACCAUCAGGCCCCUCCUCCUCGCCAGACUGUCAGCAGCUGCAGCGUCUUCUGUCUUAAUAUACUCAGGAUUAUUUUACAGAGUAUUGGUGAAGACACUCAGUUGUGUGUAGCACAUUAAAGCCUUAAUAAUCCAGUGAAACAUGAUCUCCCGACCUGAAGCUUCAUCAGACAGAAACCUGGCCGAAGCCUUCAGAGACUAAACUACCAGCCGCCAGCCUGUAAACCAGAACCAGCUGGUCCGCGGUGACAUGUCAGAGCAGCAAUCGGCCUAAACCAUGGUGUGAUUGGAUGAUUAUUGUUCCUGUAAACUGACAUAAAUGUUCCUUAUUCUGGUUAAAGUUUCUCCUCAGGUUGACAGCUCAGGACACCAGACGAGACAGUGGCAGAUCCAGGACGGGUUAGACGAGCUUAACAGAGUAAUUAUGGGAAAUACUGUUAAACUGCUGCUUCCAGCCUUUAUGCUAAACUAAGCUAAGAUAACUGUGUCCUAAUCCCUGAGACAUGAGAUUGACAGAGAAUGUUUCCAAAAAUGUCAAACUGUCCCUUACAGCCAGCAGCUUACGAGGAUCAGUUUGAUUUCAGGGUGUGACCUUCACCAAAGACCUCCUGUUGUCCUCUGCAGGACCGAACCAGCUGAUUAAAUCUGAACCAAUCACUAACCAUCUCACCAGCAUGAUUCUUUUCAUGGAAACUUCACAGACCUGCUGUCAGCUGUUCAGAGACAAAUAUUAAACUGUGAACAUCAGAAAUAAAAACUUCUAUAAUCUCA
Molecule: messenger RNA, 4762 nt
Organism: Epinephelus lanceolatus (giant grouper)
Lineage: Eukaryota; Metazoa; Chordata; Actinopteri; Perciformes; Serranidae
Source: RefSeq, a predicted model, not a curated record